GUUCGCAUCUAAAAUAUCCGAUUAUUCCAUGGUGAGAAUAAAAAUGGCAGCCCUCAAAGACGUUGUUGCCUUGUAUCAAAAUUUGAAACGUGAAUGGACAAAAACGCCAUGCAAUUUGAAGAAAUGUGGUGAAUUGCUCAAUCAGUUAAAGAUUGGCCUCACUCAUCUAAUGUUUCUCCCAACAUCAAAUAGCACGGCUAGUCAGAAUGAAUUGUUAAUCGCCAGAGAUAUAUUAGAAAUUGGAGCACAAUGGAGCAUUGCCACCGAGGAUAUUCCUUCCUUCGAAAGAUAUAUGGCUCAACUAAAGUGUUACUAUUUUGAUUAUAAAUCUGGUUUGAUGGAAUCGGCUUACAAGUAUCAGCUUCUUGGCCUUAAUCUCUUGUUCUUGCUAUCACAAAAUCGAGUCGCUGAAUUUCAUACAGAGCUGGAACUCUUGCCGUCUGAUCAGAUACAAUCAAACGUAUACAUCAGGCAUCCCUUGAGCUUGGAACAAUAUUUGAUGGAAGGAUCAUAUAACAAGAUUUUCCUAGCCAAGGGUAACGUGCCUGCCGCAUCCUAUAAUUUUUUCAUAGACAUUUUAUUGAAUACUGUUCGCGAUGAAAUCGGCGCGUGUAUGGAGAGCGCGUAUGAUAAAAUUUCCAUUCAAGACGCCGCGAGGAUGCUCAAUUUAAACACGGAAAAAGACAUAAAAGUGUUUGCCACCAAGAAAAACUGGAAUUUAUCCAAGGACGGCUAUUUUUAUUUUACCACGACCAGCGAGAAAAAAUCCGAGGAACCCAUUCCGAGCUCCGAAUUGGCAGCCCUCGCAAUAGACUAUGCUCGAGAACUAGAAAUGAUUGUGUAACGUUGCGACUCUGUAUUUUACACAUUUCAAUAAAUAUAAUUUCGCUGUUGUGCAAUGUA
This is a messenger RNA of Pogonomyrmex barbatus (red harvester ant), 903 nucleotides long. It is a transcript of the gene Rpn12, whose product is annotated as regulatory particle non-ATPase 12. Gene Ontology annotation, cellular component: proteasome regulatory particle; proteasome regulatory particle, lid subcomplex; cytosol. The record is from RefSeq and is a predicted model, not a curated record. Gene Ontology annotation, molecular function: toxin activity. NCBI's taxonomy places the organism in Eukaryota, Metazoa, Arthropoda, Insecta, Hymenoptera, Formicidae. Gene Ontology annotation, biological process: proteasome-mediated ubiquitin-dependent protein catabolic process.